Mirounga angustirostris (Northern elephant seal) is the source of this 2962-nucleotide messenger RNA. RefSeq names its product leucine rich repeat LGI family member 2 (gene LGI2). Gene Ontology annotation, biological process: inhibitory synapse assembly. NCBI's taxonomy places the organism in Eukaryota, Metazoa, Chordata, Mammalia, Carnivora, Phocidae. The transcript has 8 exons. Bases 27 to 1673 code for a protein of 548 amino acids. The record is from RefSeq and is a predicted model, not a curated record. Gene Ontology annotation, molecular function: protein binding.
CGGGGAGCGGGCGGCGGGGACCCGGCAUGGCGCUGCGGCGGGGCGGCGGCGGCGGCGGCGGGGCGCUGGGGCGGCUGCUGCUGUUGCUCAGCGCCGCGUGCCUGAUCCCGCCGGGCGCGCAGGUGAGGCGGCUGGCGCGCUGCCCCGCCACUUGCAGCUGUACCAAGGAGUCCAUCAUCUGCGUGGGCUCCUCCUGGGUGCCCAGGAUCGUGCCCGGCGACAUCAGCUCCCUGAGCCUGGUAAAUGGAACAUUUUCGGAAAUCAAGGACCGAAUGUUUUCCCAUCUGCCUUCCCUGCAGCUGCUAUUGCUGAAUUCUAACUCAUUUACCAUCAUCCGGGAUGAUGCUUUUGCUGGACUUUUCCAUCUUGAAUACCUGUUCAUUGAAGGGAACAAAAUAGAAACCAUUUCAAGAAAUGCAUUUCGUGGUCUCCGUGACCUGACUCACCUUUCUUUGGCCAAUAACCACAUAAAAGCACUCCCAAGGGAUGUCUUCAGUGAUUUAGACUCUCUGAUUGAACUCGAUUUAAGGGGCAAUAAAUUCGAAUGUGACUGCAAAGCCAAGUGGUUGUAUUUGUGGCUGAAGAUGACCAAUUCCACUGUCUCCGAUGUCCUCUGUAUCGGUCCACCAGAAUACCAGGAAAAGAAGCUAAAUGAUGUACCCAGCUUCGACUACGAGUGUACCACUACAGAUUUUGUUGUUCAUCAGACUUUGCCCUACCAGUCGGUUUCGGUGGAUACAUUCAACUCCAAGAAUGACGUGUACGUGGCCAUCGCUCAGCCGAGCAUGGAGAACUGCAUGGUGCUGGAGUGGGACCACAUCGAAAUGAAUUUCCGGAGCUAUGACAACAUUACAGGUCAGUCCAUUGUGGGCUGUAAGGCCAUCCUCAUCGACGACCAGGUUUUCGUGGUGGUGGCCCAGCUCUUCGGCGGCUCUCACAUCUACAAAUACGAUGAGAGCUGGACCAAGUUUGUCAAAUUCCAGGACAUCGAAGUCUCUCGCAUCUCAAAGCCCAACGAUAUCGAGCUGUUUCAGAUCGAGGAUGAGACGUUCUUCAUCAUCGCAGACAGCUCUAAAGCUGGUCUGUCCACGGUGUAUAAAUGGAACAGCAAAGGGUUCUACUCCUACCAAUCUCUGCAUGAGUGGUUCAGGGACACGGAUGCAGAAUUUGUUGACAUAGACGGGAAGUCGCAUCUGAUUCUGUCCAGCCGCUCCCAGGUCCCCAUUAUCCUCCAGUGGAAUAAAAGCUCUAAGAAGUUUGUCCCCCACAGUGAUAUCCCCAACAUGGAGGAUGUACUGGCCGUGAAGAGCUUUAGGAUGCAGAAUGCCCUCUACCUUUCCCUCACCCGCUUCAUCGGGGACUCCAGGGUCAUGAGGUGGAAUAGUAAGCAGUUUGUGGAGAUCCAGGCUCUUCCAUCCCGGGGGGCCAUGACCCUGCAGCCCUUUUCUUUUAAAGAUAAUCACUACCUGGCCCUGGGGAGUGACUAUACAUUCUCCCAGAUCUACCAGUGGGAUAAAGAAAAGCAGCUAUUCAAAAAAUUCAAGGAGAUUUAUGUGCAGGCACCUCGUUCCUUCACAGCUGUCUCCACUGACAGGAGAGAUUUCUUUUUUGCAUCCAGUUUCAAAGGGAAAACAAAGAUUUUUGAACAUAUAGUCGUUGACUUAAGUUUGUGAAGGGGUGACUGGUGAAUUUAGAGACACAUAGCACUAGCUUUCACAAGAGAGGCCUGAGAAGCAAACAGAAGGCCAAGUUCAGAGCUCCGCAAUUAAAAACGCACUGGGGAAAUAGAAGUUUUCAACAUUUUAGAACUCGCAUUUCAAUCAGGGAUUGCAUUUAUUGGCUAACUGCAUGACAUGUCCAUUCUCCCAUUUCAAAAGACAUCUUAAAGCCUGUUAUCUCUGAGAAAAGAGUAGAGUAUUAACUCUUACCAUCUAGGGAAGUAAUGUGCUUUUUUCUUUUUCUUUUCUUUUCUUUUUUUUUUUUAAUGAGGAAGGAGGAAAUCGGAUAAGAUGGGACAGUUCUUAUGAUGAAAUUAAAAAAAAAAAAAAAAAGACCAAACUAUGGGCCCUUCUCAUUCCAUUUUAGCAAUCUUAUUGGGUAAGAAUGCUUAAAGCCAAAGUCAGCUGAAAAAAUUUGCUGAUGAUUCAUUUAAAAAUCUGAUAACACUCAGCAAUGCUAUUUUGAGUCAUUUCAGUUUCCUGAAUGCCCCUUCAUAGCAGAACGUUGGCUGUUUCAUUGGCUCGGGUGGAUGCUCGUGAUGGGGGGUGUUCACAAAAUAACGUUGGGCAUUGCUUCCUUUGCCACAAAGAAAAUACUCUGCUGACACACUUCCAGGCCCAGCACGGGCCAUAGGCCCAUGAGUGAGACAAAGGCGGUUUCCCCUCUUCCUUGUGGUUCAGAGCCGACCUUGUGGCGCCUGGAGCAAUAUUGCUUUUAGAUGCCCUCCAUGACUCGGCUGCUUCCCUGAACCCAUUCUUUGAGUUUGUGGGUAACCAGCAGACAGGCCAAAGACUGAACGGUGCUUUUCAUCCAUCCUUUAAAGCAAUAGAACAGGGCUUUCCAGCUGAUGAGCGUUCGGUAGAAUUUCUGAAGCAAGAUUUUGUGGGAUCAAAGAGGACUUUACACAAGUCUCGCUAUACUUUGAAACCUAGAGGUGGCCCUUUGAUUUGUGCAUGUCUGUGCCCUCUGGGCAGCUUCCUGUUUCGAGUCAUUGAGUACCAGCCUACCUUCCUGCCUCCCUGCCUUCCUCCCUACUCCUUCGUCGGUCCUGCUUUGUUGAUGGGCUGUUGCCCCCGCUGCCAACGCGGACAGGCUGGGGCACCACAUUGCAGAACCCAGGGUGCUCCUGACGCUGGUGCCCCUUCCUUUCCCGGUAGUUUAGCCGAGGAGAACCCCCUGGGGCUCACACCCUGACAUGGGACCACGUACUGGCAGGGGGCUCAUCCUGAAUAGGCUGGGGCGG